AUGACUUUUUCCAAGAUACACGUCGAGAAUCCUGUGGUUGAGCUCGAUGGCGACGAGAUGACGAGGAUUAUUUGGGCCUGGAUCAAGGAGAAGCUCAUCCUACCUUAUCUUGAUAUUGAUAUCAAAUACUAUGAUCUAUCUAUCGAGCAUCGUGAUGCUACUGAUGAUCAAGUUACUGUUGAUGCGGCUAAUGCUAUUAAAGAGUAUAAUGUUGGUAUUAAGUGUGCUACUAUCACGCCAGAUGAGGCCCGUGUGAAGGAGUUCAACUUGAAGAAGAUGUGGAGGUCUCCCAAUGGUACUAUCAGGAACAUCCUCGACGGCACCAUCUUCCGAGCACCUAUCCUCUGCAAGAACGUACCCAGAUUGGUUCCUAGUUGGACUCACCCUAUUGUCAUUGGUCGUCAUGGUCACGGGGACCAAUACAAAGCUGAAGAUCGUGUGGUGAAAUGUGCUGGUAAGUUUACUAUGACAUUCACACCGGAUGAUGGCAGUGAGCCACUCAAUGUCGACGUUUUCCAUUUCGAUGAGGAUGGUGGUGUCAUUCAAGGCAUGUACAAUACUGACAAGUCAAUCUAUGGUUUUGCUCGUUCCUGUUUCAUCUACGCCCUCGACAUGAAGAUGCCACUUUACCUUUCUACUAAGAAUACCAUCCUCAAGAAGUAUGACGGCCGGUUCAAAGACAUCUUCCAGGAGAUGUACGAUAAGGAGUAUAAGGUCAAGUUCGAGGAGCUCGGCAUUUGGUAUGAGCAUAGGCUUAUCGACGAUAUGGUGGCCCAGGCGAUCAAGUCGUCUGGUGGUUUCGUUUGGGCCUGUAAGAACUACGAUGGUGAUGUCCAGUCGGAUAUCGUCGCUCAAGGAUAUGGUUCAUUGGGGAUGAUGACGUCAGUUCUGGUCUGUCCCGACGGUAAGACCAUCGAGGCCGAGGCUGCUCAUGGUACCGUCACUCGCCACUAUCGUCAACAUCAGAAGGGUCUCAAGACGUCUACUAAUCCCAUUGCUUCAAUCUUCGCCUGGACUCGAGGCUUGUCCCAUCGAGCCAAGCUGGAUGGUAACGAUCAACUGAUGAAGUUUGCUCAUGCUCUUGAGGAAGUCUGCGUAGAGUCCAUUGAGAAUGGUGCCAUGACCAAGGACCUGGCCUUGUGCAUAUAUAACUGUCAGCCCUCGGAGUUGAAAGAAACUCAGUAUCUCACAUCGGAAGUCUUCAUGGACGUCCUUGCCAAAAAUCUCGAGCCAAAGAUGUCUCUACUCUAA
Molecule: messenger RNA, 1251 nt
Organism: Perkinsus marinus ATCC 50983
Lineage: Eukaryota; Perkinsozoa; Perkinsida; Perkinsidae
Product: isocitrate dehydrogenase, putative
Exons: 1
Coding region: 1-1251 (416 amino acids)
Biological process (GO): isocitrate metabolic process
Molecular function (GO): NAD binding; isocitrate dehydrogenase (NADP+) activity; magnesium ion binding
Source: RefSeq, a predicted model, not a curated record